Zingiber officinale is the source of this 1366-nucleotide messenger RNA. RefSeq names its product transcription factor BIM2-like. Gene Ontology annotation, biological process: DNA-templated transcription. Gene Ontology annotation, molecular function: DNA-binding transcription factor activity; protein dimerization activity. The coding region runs from base 183 to 1166 and encodes 327 amino acids. The transcript is spliced from 7 exons. The record is from RefSeq and is a predicted model, not a curated record. Lineage: Eukaryota; Viridiplantae; Streptophyta; Magnoliopsida; Zingiberales; Zingiberaceae.
UGGAAAAGUGUCAUAUGGUCUCUCGUUGAUUGCUUUCCAUGUCGGAGAAGACCGUGGAUAAAUCACCUUUUGAUUAGGGUUUCCGUCGAUCUCGCCUCUCUUCUAAAUCUGCGAGUUCAUUCAGAGCUAGUGAACCUUCGUUCCUUCCUUCCUUCCUUCGUUCACAAGGUAGCGUUCUGCUGAUGGAGUCUCUUUCCAGAUCGAGCGGCGACGAGGACGAGCUCAGGAGGGCUCAAGGAUCGUCUCAAAGAUCUGAAAUGACGGGGAAGGUGGACGGGAAGAGUGGUGAGCAGAAACCAGGCACGCCAACUACGCCAAAAUCAAAGCAUUCAGCAACCGAGCAGCGUCGUAGGUGCAAAAUCAAUGAUAGAUUUCAGAUACUUAGAGACCUCAUACCUCAGUGUGAUCAGAAGAGGGAUAAAGCUUCGUUUCUUUUAGAGGUUAUUGAAUAUGUCAAAUUUUUACAAGAAAAGGUACAAAAGUAUGAAACCUUCCCAAGCUGGAAUCAGGAAAACGAGAAAUUGAUACCAUGGAGCAACAAUCAAGGAGGGUCUAGAGAGAGUAUAACAGACCCUUCUAACCUUGCUAAAAAUGGUCCUCAGUCUGGCCUCUUGUUUGCUGGAAAGUUUGUUGAUAAUACGAAUCUGGGGGAACAAAUAUCUCUCUCGAACGUGCAGAAUGUAGCAGAAGCUGAUGUGAAUCUUGUUCCAAUGCAGUCAAACUAUUAUGCUUCUGUUGGUAGGGGAUCUGAUUUUAUGCAGCCUCAAGAGAGAUUAAUUACAGACUCUGAAAACUUAGUAUCUCAUUCUCAAUCUGAGUGGCAAGGUUCUUCCUGCAUGGCCGAUUGCACUGUGGGCUGCGAAAAUGAUCAAGAAUUGACCAUAGAUGAGGGCACAAUUAACUUUUCUAGCAUCUACUCCCAAGGUUUGUUGACUACGCUAUCACAAGCGGUUGCUAGUUCAGGAUUAGACCUGUCGCAAGCAAGCAUUUCUGUACAGAUUAAUCUUGGUAGGCGUGCAAUCAAAAGGCCUACCAACACUAAUGUGUCCGAUGGAAAGGAUCUGUCUGACCCGUCAAUUAUGAAUCAAGCGAUUGGGGUGCCCGGGCCAGGGAGCAACUUUUCAGAGUCCGAACAAACUAAGAGGCAAAAGGUAGACAACAGCUAAUGCCUAUUGUGCCUGUGAUCUCCUGCCAAAUGAACUGGUGGUGUAUGAGCAAUAUUGUGUAUUCUUUGUAUUCUGCAUCAUAUUUUGUGAGGUUUUCAUGUAGUGGUCCUUGUUAACCGGCUAGCAGCGCGAAUUGUACUGAUCAAGAAACACAAUUGCUUUCCUCCUAUGCUUAAUUCGAUUCAUCUGUCUAGUUUAAA